This is a messenger RNA of Medicago truncatula (barrel medic), 1247 nucleotides long. RefSeq lists its product as uncharacterized. The record is from RefSeq and is a predicted model, not a curated record. The coding region runs from base 413 to 1033 and encodes 206 amino acids. The transcript is spliced from 2 exons. Lineage: Eukaryota; Viridiplantae; Streptophyta; Magnoliopsida; Fabales; Fabaceae.
AACUUGUAACAAAUUUGGGCACAAUGCAAGAGGAUGCAAGAGUCAAACAGUUGACCCUGAAGCACAAAAGAGGAAGAGGAAAGCACCUAAACCAACAACAAGGCAAGAGGAGAAUGAAGGGCAAUCAGUACAAAGUUAUGGGCAAGCAGAGGGCACAAGCCAGGUUCAAUGUGAAGUUGUCAGUCAAGGUGAAGCAGAAGUUGAAGUUGGUCAAGCAUAAGUUUCUCAAAGGCAAGCACAAGUAUCUCAGGAAACUCAAGUUGAAAGUAGUCAGGGAUCUAUAAGUACUAUGAUGGGUGAGAAAGUUGAACCAGUCAAGAAGAAGAGAAGACUUGUUAAGGGACUUCCUAAAUGCAACCCAUCAAAAUAGGUAAACCCUCCAAAACAACCACCCAAACCACCUGUUGCAUUUAUGAGAACAAACCCACUUGCACCAACACAAACACAAACUGUCAUUGAACCAACUGCAUCAAUACACACCACAGUUCACACUGGUAGGAGCUCAAAAACAAUUGUAGCACCAUCUGCAAAAGUCAACACAUCUGUACAAGCUCACCCAAACACAGUUAACAUUGUUAAGCCUACUGCAAAGGUCUACACCAAUGUUAAGACUACUGACACAUCUCAAACAACUGUGAAACCAUCUGUUGAUGUGAGUACAACAGUAAACACAUCAACACACUCAAAAACAUUUGUUAAACCAUAUACCAUUGUGAAAACUAUUUGUGAACCUGUCCUAAAAUCUGUUCCACCCAAACCAUCUGUUGCACCAACACAAGCACCAAGACAAUCAAAGUCAGAAGGUAAGAAGCAUGGCUUAGGUAAAGUGAGGAGAAGUGGUAGGAAUGUUUGGAGAACUAAUGCUAACAAGAAGGGACCAGGAAAGAAUAUGGAUGACCCAAUUCAUAUAGUUGAAGAUUGUAAUGCUGAUGCUCAGAAGGAGACUGAUCCCCCUGUCAAAGUUGUCCCAGAGGCAAAGCUUGGAUCAUAUUUAGGCCUCCUUAGAAAAGUUGACACCAUAAAAUAUGUUUAAUGUGUUUUAAUUUGUUGGUUUUAACUGUGUAUGCAACUUGAAUGGAAUUCUGCCUAGCAUUUUGGUUAAGUAUUAUGUGGUUAAGUAUUUUGUGGUCAAGUAUUUUGGUUGUAAUUCUUGGCUAAGUCCAAGUAAUGUUGACAGAUUAUGGGUUACACCCUUUAAGUCUUCUAGUUAAGUAUUUUGGUUGUAAUUCUUGUUUAUGCACAAGUUA